CCCAUUGAUCCCGGGAGAGAAGGGAGGAGGUGUUGGUUUCUUACCUCUGACUGGGCUGAUUAUGAGGAAUGGGGAGAUUGUCUCUUAUAUUGAAGAUGAAAUAGUUAGCGUUGCCUCUUCAUCUCGGGGCAGUCUCAAGUUAGGCAUUGGAAUGGAGAUUGAUGAGGUCAAGUUUUCAACCAGCCGCUCUGUUUUAUUGUUCUUCACCAUCAACAGUCAAGAAGUAUCUAAACUCGUCUUUACUGUACCCCAAGACGGUCUCUUCCCAACUCUUUCCAUACAAUCAAAGUCCUCUCAUUUGCCACUUAUUGACAGAACACUCUGUCGUUUGUUCUUCCCUCAGCCCUGGCCUUGUAAUAACGUCCUAAAAGCUCCAUUGGCUAUAGCACGGAUAUCGCAAGGUUUUGCAGAGCACUCUUCUAAUUUUGUUUAUUACAAGGAUCAACUUACUGCUAGUAUCAAUUCAUCUGUCAAAGGUGUGCAGGCUUGCUAUGCUCUCUCUCCCAGACGUCCUUAUUUUGAAGUCUCUGUUAUAGCGUCAAAAGAUCAUAAGAUAUCAGUGGGACUGGCCCCUUUACUCCAUCCGCUUCAUUCUCAUGUUGGCCUCUCACAGCAUUCUAUUGGAUACCUUAUUGAUAAGUCUGGGGUCUUUCAAAUCGGUCUUAAAAUAUCAGAAACGCCUACUUACAAUCACACUGGAGUUAAGAUUGGCUGUGGUGCACUGUUCCCGGAAGACGGCAGCAUGGGAAGUGCUGAGGUGUUUUUCGUAAUAAACGGCGUGUUGGUUCUGCGUCAGUUUGUACAGAUACCACCCUCUGGUCUUUUCCCAUCAGUCGGCAUAAGCAGUGAUAGUUUGAUUACAUUCAUGUUUAAUUUGCCUCUUCCCUUCUCUGGGAUGACCUACUCUUCACAAUGGCUGGUAUUGGAGAAUGUAUUGGCCACCGGUAACUUUGUACAGCCCAUUUCACAUGCACACAUGGGCAUUGCACAGCUCUCACAUUGUGUCACGCUAGACCGGACGGUAUUUUUUAAAGCAUCCUUUAGGACUUCACCUUUUGACUCAGGGAAGGUCCUAGUUGGUUUUUCUAAUGGUACAGACUCGCCUUUCUCUCCUAAGGUCUCUGCGUCAAACAGCUCUUAUUUUAUGGAGCUCUCCAGUGGCACAAUAAUUAUCAUACAAAUGGGUCAGAGACAGUCAGCUGAGUGUCAGAUACCGAAAGGCUCGUCUUACGUAGGCUGUGGUAUAUUACCAAUACAAAACAGCAACUCGUCACUUUUGUUUUUUACUGCUGAUCACACAAUCAUUUAUUCAAGGACAAUAAAUAUAUAUCAGACCGAGCCGCUUCACCCCACACUCUGUAUGGUUGGAUCAAUGGGUAAGAUACAAGUUCAGUCCUGUCCACUGUGGCCCUCAUUCUCUCCCAUUGGCUUUGGUUGGGGCAGAUUCAGCAAUGUCCAGUAUUCUGAAGGGGCCAUCUCUGGCUCAUCUAACAUAAAGAAUGAGUUUGGGUUUAUACAGUCGUCAUCGCCGCUGAUACCAUCUCACUGUUACUUUGAAGUUGAGGUAAUCAAGAGGGAUCCAAAGAAAUCCCUUGCCAUUGGCCUUGCAUCGCGUCAAUACAAUACCAAUCAUUGGGUUGGAUUGAAACCAGAGUCCAUUGCGUAUCACUGUGAUGACGGUAAACUCUAUAAAGCGAAUACGAUGGGGACAACAUUUGGUGCUAAAUUGUUUGAAGGAGACGUGAUUGGUUGUGGUAUACAGUUUAAUGGUGAAUCAGCAAGUCUUCUACCUGGCAAUAGACUGGAAGUGUACUUCACUAUUAACGGAUACCGUCUACCAAAAACCGAAAUGAUGACAGUACCCAAUGGCGGGCUCUUCCCCACUAUAUGUCUGGAGUCUUUCUCAGAGACUGUCUGUGUUUAUUUGAGACCAGAGAAGCCAUUAGGCCUCAAUCGUUUGGGUAAGAUGUGGUCUAGAGGUUAUUGUAUGAGCCAAGCUGGUCACAUUUUACAGCAUAGCUUUCAAGUUAAGAGUCAGAAAUAUAUUUCGUCCUUUCCCGAGGGUUUCUGUCAAGGCUCCAAGCCUUUGACUCAGAUCCAUUCUUAUUUUGAAAUUGAAAUACUUUCACUUGGCGAAAAGUCAAAUCUCAGUAUCGGCAUAGCACCAUUGCAACCUCUGGACUCGAGGAAGAUUGUUACGCCUUCAGUAAUGUUCACAGCAGCUGGUCAAGUGGUAACAUUUGAUGGAAGUCGUACAACAGUCACUCCAACUAGACAAAAAGUUGAGGUUGGAGACAGAAUCGGGUGUCGUUUUAAGAUUGCAGACAAGUACGCGAAUCUUGAG
This is a messenger RNA of Amphimedon queenslandica, 2344 nucleotides long. RefSeq lists its product as uncharacterized. Lineage: Eukaryota; Metazoa; Porifera; Demospongiae; Haplosclerida; Niphatidae. The record is from RefSeq and is a predicted model, not a curated record. The transcript has a single exon. Gene Ontology annotation, molecular function: protein binding. The annotation marks the transcript as partial.